CUCACCCGUCAACAACAUGCAAGAAGUCGUCGAUCGAUAUGGCAACAGUGAGCGAGGAGUCAUCGUGUCGACUCGCUGAUGCUGGCUGACACCAUGGCCCUACAAGGCACGAGAUUCUAACAUUCCAAGUCAGAGAGUCAGCAGAUAAAGAUGGAAGUCACAAUGUCAGAGUUCGUACAUGACGACCAGACGACCUCCAGCACCAAUGUCGCAUUCCAAUACCCGUUCGCGUCGGCCCCAGACAUUAUCCGAUCACACCAGAAGGACGCCUAUUUCCAGGGCGUGCUGCUAGAGCGCCUCUCGUCAGUGCUGCGUAACCUCUAUGGCGCACGCUUUGCCCAAACACACAUGACAGGCACGCGGACCUUUGCCGACCUACUCUACCUAUCUUUGACCACACUGGUUGGCAAUCGCACCCUGGGAGAAGAAUACUGCGACAUUGUUCAGGUAGAAGACGAUACCUUACGCCUACCAAACAGCUUCAGAAGAGGAGGAUACAUACUGGCCAGCGUUCUGCUGCCAUACGGCCUUACCAGAUUGCUACCAGCCUUCCGGAGGAAGUUGCGCGCAAAGUUGGAGGCUUCUCUGCGGCGGCGGAACAGCAAGCCUGACAAGUCGUCCUCGUGGCUCACCACCCUGCAGUCAUACGUCCUGCGUAAUCUUGAUACCAUAACCUCGCCCUCGCCGAUACACGCCCUCAGCCUGACAGCCUUCUACUUCACUGGCGCCUACUAUCAUCUAGCAAAGCGCCUCAGCGGCCUCCGAUACAUCUUCACUAGACGUCUAGACCCCAGCGAGCAGCGCAUCGGCUACGAGGUCUUGGGUGUUCUUCUGGUCCUGCAAUUGGGCGUUCAGGCCUACCUUCACGCCCACGAAACAUACUCCUCUGUCCCCGCCAUCAGUAACCCUGCAAGCUUGGGCGGAGGCAGCGCAGUCCUGGACAACGGUGUCGAAGUCUCUCUAGACCCAAACUCAUACAGCUCAAACAAUGCCUUGUUGUUUGAGGAGGGUGCUGCACAGCGUGAUACGCCAGGCUUACACAGCAAGAUCUCGAGGAUGACGCAUACGCCUCUGGCUCCAGCCGAUUCAGAGGCCGCAAUUUUGAACCUCGAAGAUGAAGACAAGUUGAAGUGGAUUGAAAGCAGUCAGCAGAGAAAGUGCACACUGUGUUUGGAACCGAUGCGCGACCCGAGUGCCACAACUUGCGGUCAUGUCUUUUGCUGGACUUGCAUCUCCGAUUGGGUCAGGGAGAAACCCGAGUGUCCGUUGUGUAGACAAGCUGUUUUGGGCCAGCAUAUCCUACCGCUUAGAGGUUGAUAUGGCGCUUAUACAACAAACCAUAAUGAGAAACGACCACAAGAAAAAGAAGUAUGCAUGGUCACGCUCUGCUAUGAUAGACCAAGCAACCGGUAUUCA
Molecule: messenger RNA, 1416 nt
Organism: Aureobasidium pullulans EXF-150
Lineage: Eukaryota; Fungi; Ascomycota; Dothideomycetes; Dothideales; Saccotheciaceae
Exons: 2
Coding region: 151-1317 (388 amino acids)
Biological process (GO): protein import into peroxisome matrix
Cellular component (GO): peroxisomal membrane
Molecular function (GO): zinc ion binding
Source: RefSeq, a predicted model, not a curated record